AUGGAGGCACUUUUCGAGGACCUGAACUUGGCAGAAAUACGAAAACGCCUAGAGCAAGAUAAGCCCCAAGUUGAAAGAGUCGCCAAAUGGAUAUGCUCCAACAACCUUUACAUAAUUUUACAAAUGUUGGAAAAAUGCAAAAAUGGGGAAAAGCCAAAUCUGAGUAUAGAAGUAAUGGAAGAAUUAGAUGAUCAAAUUAGCAACCCAAAAAAUGAGGAAUUACUGUCUUGCAUAAAAAUGUAUAUUUCACUUCUGGAACAAAUUAUUUUCCAUUAUGAGGAACUGGAUGUAGAAACGAAUAAGAAAAUAUUUGAAAUUUAUUCUACUCUAUCUGUGAGAAUUUUGAUUUCUUCCUACCAUGAUUUUGCUCCCUUCAUGCAAAAGACCAUACUUUCUCUGAUUCGAAAUAUACAUGUUAAAAAGCAACACAGCUGCCUCAAUAAAAAUGCAUAUUCGUAUAGCCUCUUAAAUUGUCUGCACAAUCUUUAUUUCUUCAUCUUUCUACCUGAUUUUAUUUUUCUACAUUGUUUACUAAUUUAUUUAUGCUCGAAUUUAAAUUGCGAUGAGAGCAGUGUAAUGGAAAAGGAAGAGGAGGAUAAAUUAAUUAUCCACACGUUGAAAAAAAUUAGUCAACUCUUUGAAAAGCUUGUCUUUCCCCUCAAUAGUGGAAAAACUGUUCUUCCCGAGGCCCCCUUUGAUGAAAGCCACCGACAAGGACAGGUUUAUUCAGACCGUAUUCAUCGCAUUUCAGAUACACUCAACAAUACAGACACCAAAAUUAUCUAUAAGGGAGGAAGGGCAUUCGAGUUAAUGUAUGAAAAUAUUUGUUCCACCUUUGAUACCAAUAAGUAUCCAAUUAAUGAAAUAGAAUUUGGAGAGAAUUACUGCCCAGAAAAUGUAAACAUAAAUAACUUCCUCUUGCUACUGAAAAUUAUGUCCCCCAAUUUUAUCGCGUGGGUAUCAAAGAAAAAGGAAAAAAAGGCAGCGACAGAAGAGGGGGAAACUUCCCGAGGGAUAAUCCCCAUUUCCGAAAAACCACAACCACAGUGCUAUUCGUUCAGGUACUUGUACAUUGUAGAAACAUCACAAAGUUAUCCUUACGCAAAGGAAGCUUUUGACACCAUUUUCUUUUUCUACUUUUUGCUCCAUGCACUGCAUAAGAUGGGAAAGGAUAAAUGGGGAAACCAAAUUGACCAUCUAAUUUCCAGCACAAUAAGCAACUAUCGUUGUCUUCUGGAAAGGAAUUCUUCCUUCCCAGGCGGAUGCACCCCCUACACACGAAUUCGUCACAUUAGAGAAGAAAAGGAGGUGGAACAUAUGAAAGAGAGAGAAAAGGAAAAGCGAGAAUCAGAUGUACCAACGGAGAGAACAACUUUGGGAGAUCCAUCUCAUGAGAAUGAAAAAGAGGAAGCUACCAAAAGUAAGGAAAUUUUGCUACAUCUGAGGGGGAAUAUCCAGAAGGGGGCCCCCUAUACGAAAUUAAGAAACCUUCAAGAAGAGGAAAAAACAAACUUCCCGGAUGCUACCUUCAAGUGUAGGGACAAAUUGAUGCUCAAAUUGAAGAGCCUUAUCAUUUGGGGAUAUACCCCAGCAGAUCAUGUGGAAGAAUGGAACUUUCUAAACUUAGCAAAUUGCUUCAUCUUCAAGGAUGACGCAUGGAGUAGGCUCUACAAAAAGGGGAAUUACCUACAGGAAUAUUUAUUCAAGAAAAAUAAUUUUUUUACAUAUAAUUACUCAGUUUUUAAAAGCACAUAUGAGUGUAAAACGUUGAGUUUUAAAUAUAUGGAUUCUUUCUCCUCUUUUGUUGCUCUACUCGUACUUAACAUUGUAUCUGCACUAACCAAAUUUUAUCUGAAAAUGGAGGAACUGUAUAACCAGGAGACGAAAAAAAACAAUUCUAAAAAAUAUUCCAACACGCAAAGUGAACAAGACAACCCUUUUCCAUAUGAAAUGCGAGAUUCUUCCUCCAUAGUUGAGGAAGCAGACCAGAUUGGAAAGAAUAAAAUAAAUGUGCCCCCUGAGAUAGACGCAGAAAAUGGAGAACAUACAAAUAAAUGUAAUAAAUGUGGAAGAUUAGACAUAUUUGAAAUUUCGCUUAAGGAACUAAGCCAUAAUGUUAUUAGUGGAAAUCCCCCGUUCAUUCCCCCAGAAACGAGUGAAAAGUUUGAAUCUCUCCUUAACGACUUUGUUUUUAUCUGCUUGAAAUUGAUCAGCUGUCCUUCGGAUGAUGUACAGUCCAAGUGCUUGUCAGUUUUAUCUCGUCUUACGCCGAAGAUCAGCAACGUAAGCGAUUCGUAUAUAAAAUAUAUGAAUACAAAAAUAGAGAAAUUAUUUACCCUUAUUGAUGGAGGAGACAACGAUUAUGAUUAUACGGAUAAGGGGUGCUACUGCUGGAAGAAUCAAGUUGUUCAAAACUACGUACAUCUGAAAUGCAAAAUGGACAAAAAAAUAAACACCAACUUGAUAACAUCAUUGCAGAAGCUAAUAAAUAUCUGUAUCUUAAAAAAUUACAAUAAAGAUAUAUGUGUAAUAGUUUGUAAAAAUAUCAUUACAUGCUUUUAUUACCAUCCAUUAUUAUUCCCAUUCUUAUUACAUAAAUAUAUGAACGUACUCUUUUACCUAAUGGAGACAAACGAUGUCGACGUGGUGGCAGAUUCGUUGAGAUGUCUUUUCUUACUGUUCCAAAUAAAUUCGGAAGACAUUAAAAUAUACUGCCACGAUAUUGUGUACAGAUUGCAUCUACUUUUCAAUAUUUUCAACCAAUCAGAUUUAACUGAUUUGAGGAAGGAAGAAAAAAACAUCCAACUGGAUACCCCCGUAGAGAACAGUGCUGAAGAAGACAUCUCCACUAGUGUCACUUAUUUUUUAAAAAAGUUUUAUUUUCAAAUUAAACAUAUAGAUAGGGCUAGAUCAGAGAUUUUGACGCUCAUGAAACUUAUUCUGCGCUGUAUAUAUAUUACAAUUUCUGCCACAGAAUAUUAUCAGCUCAUUAGUAUAUUUUCAGACGACCCCCUGGAAUAUCACAAAUAUUCCAAAGGAUUCCACGUUUUUGCUACUUUCUAG
Molecule: messenger RNA, 3063 nt
Organism: Plasmodium knowlesi strain H
Lineage: Eukaryota; Apicomplexa; Aconoidasida; Haemosporida; Plasmodiidae
Product: conserved Plasmodium protein, unknown function
Exons: 1
Coding region: 1-3063 (1020 amino acids)
Source: RefSeq, a predicted model, not a curated record